AUGGCUUCCAACAUCAUCGACCUCAUCUCCUCCAGUCCGCCUAGAGAUGUUGUUCCUCCCAGGCCGACCGCCGCCAAACCAGACACCGCCGCCUCCAACCUCGCACAGGUCGAGAUCCACUCGGACGAUUUCUGUAGCAGCGGUGACGAUGUGUUCGAAAGCGGCAGACUCGUAAACGAGCCGAUUGCAAAACGGCCGCGGCUGUCAGCUGAGGGUGACGCUGGUCAGAGAGAACGGCCGUCUGCCUUCUCCUUGACACAACCGUUCCAAGCGACCGGUCAGAAAUCAAAGACUCUGCUAGACGAUAUCGAAUUUAUUAGCUCCAUCGACUCGGAUCCCUUUUCUUCUCCCAAACCCCGAACAAAUAGCCUAAAAAGGAGCAGGACAGAGUCGGCGCUGCCCAGUAGCAGGCUUGUGCCCUCCUCUGAUCCAUUUGCUAGCUCACCGCCACCAAAACUGACUGCCAGAUCGGCAAAUACUCGAAUCGCUCAGGAUCUCUCGUCAGAUCCAUUUGCUAGCUCACCCGUGAAAAUCCUCGCUUCCACUUGCACCUCCAAUACAACACUUGCUCGAGAACCAGCACGACCCAAACGCACUGCGGCUGCGUGGGAUCCUAUCUCUAGCUCAGCUCCGUGCUCUUCCGCACCCCCCAAGACUGCAGCUGCGCCAUCAAAUCACACAUCACGAAGUCCAUCUGUCAUUAGCAUCGGAGACACGUCUGCUUCCAGCGAUGACGAUCUGCCAGCCCUUGGCAACUUUGACCUGUCGCAAGGCCGGUCUUCAUACCACAAUCGUUCAACAAGCUCGGUUCCAAAAGCCAAGUCAGCAAACAAGUCUAAGCGCAAGGUUUCCGAUCCAACGCAGAGAAAAUCCCGACAGACCAUUGACCCAAGUCAACGCGCCGCAGCCAAGGCUGCUGAGAAGGAGCACAAACGCCGCGAGCGAGAACGAGAAAAGGAAGAGCGGCAGCGGCAAAGAGACGUUGCCGCUGCCAUUGUGGAGGUAAACAAGGCCAAGGGAAACAGAAAGGUCUCUACAAAAGAAAUGAUUGUGGACAUUCCGUUGUCUCUCCCACCAACUAUCAAAGUGCAACUGGAAACGUUGCUCGAUGGGCUGGAGGUGCAGCAUGGAGACUAUGACAGUGCAGUACACAAUGUCGUCAAGUGGCGCCGCAGAAUCAACAGCAGGUUCGACGACGAAUCGGGACAAUGGGUCCCAAUGCCACUGCGCAUCGACAAGGAAGAACACGCCCUAUUGUUCAUGACUGCAGAGGACAUAGUGCAGCUUGCCCUCGAUGAUGGCCUGGACAAGCAUAUGACCUCAGUUCGAAGCCAAUAUCCAACCGAGAAAUUAGUAUACAUCUUACAGGGCGUCACUACCUGGAUGAGGAAGAAUCGCAAUACGCGCAAUCGGCAGUUUGCCGCUGGUGUUCGAUCACAGGGCGAAAGUCAGGCUGCAACCGGACGCCGACAGGCUGAGCAAGCCGAGUACGUCGACGAGGACGCGAUAGAAGAUGCCAUUCUCCGGUUGCAAGUCGAGCACGACGUUCUCAUUCACCACACUGCUAUACCACUCGAAACGGCGCAGUGGAUUUCCAUCUUUACGCAAAACAUUUCCACCAUUCCCUACAAGAAGCAAAAAGACGAGGACACGGCCGGCGCUCGCUUCUGCAUGGAGAGCGGCCAAGUCAAGACGGGCGACAGCACGCAAGACACCUACGUGCGCAUGCUCCAGGAGAUUUUCCGCGUCACGGCCCCCAUUGCCUACGGAGUGGCAUCGGAGUUUGGCACGGUUACGAAGCUGGUUGAGGGAUUGGCAGCGCGGGGGCCAACCGCGCUGGAGCAGGUCCGCAAGAGCGCCAACAAGGACGGCGCGUUCUCGGACCGGGCGAUUGGGCCGGCCGUCAGCAAGCGUCUCUACAAGAUUUUUACAGGCACAGACGAGACUAGCACGGACGUAUAA
Cordyceps militaris CM01 is the source of this 1962-nucleotide messenger RNA. RefSeq names its product alpha-1,2-mannosyltransferase (Alg2), putative. NCBI's taxonomy places the organism in Eukaryota, Fungi, Ascomycota, Sordariomycetes, Hypocreales, Cordycipitaceae. The transcript has a single exon. Gene Ontology annotation, molecular function: DNA binding; nuclease activity. Gene Ontology annotation, biological process: double-strand break repair; resolution of meiotic recombination intermediates; mitotic intra-S DNA damage checkpoint signaling. The record is from RefSeq and is a predicted model, not a curated record. Gene Ontology annotation, cellular component: nucleus; Holliday junction resolvase complex. The coding region runs from base 1 to 1962 and encodes 653 amino acids.